GCACCAAUCAGAACCGGGGAACCCUUCGGCGGGCGAACAGAACGCGCGCAAAUUCGAUGGCUGAGCGCCGCCAUUACGGCGAUUGUUUCAGCUUCUGUGCCGAAACGGCUGAAAUGUGGCCCAAGUAAUUAGCGACUGCCGCCUAUACCGAAUGUACAGUAGCUCGCUUCACGUGCAACUGGUGAUCUCUAUUGGACUGGUGGGGCCCGCUCGUUUUUGUGCCGGACGUUACUUAGCAGCGCAGUGACGAGGGUCGUGAAGAUGGACACCUGAAACGAGUGCGGAGCCAUGUACCGGCGACAUUUGACUCAAAGGGUGAAGGAGGAGCCGUACAGUUCGGAUGACGAGGACGACGACAGUAGCAGCAGCAGCGGCAGCAGCAGCAGUUCGUCGUCGUUUUCGUGCCACGGCCAGCAGCGCACUACCACCACUACGGCUGCACCUCGCAGAGGCAGUGGCGGCCAAAAGCCGCUCAAUCGUGGCCGCUGGGAGAAGGAGGAGGACGAGCUGCUCAAGCGCACCGUUCAGGAACUGGGCACGCACGACUGGGUGGCUGUGGCGCGCUGCUUCCCGGACCGCAGUGAUGUGCAGUGCCAGCAGCGCUGGCACAAAGUGGUCAACCCCGAACUUGUGAAGGGCUCCUGGUCCAAAGAGGAGGACGACAAGGUGGUGCAGUUGGUGCAGAAGUAUGGCCCCAAGAAGUGGACCUUGAUUGCCAAGCACCUCAAGGGGCGCAUUGGCAAGCAGUGCCGUGAGAGGUGGCACAAUCACCUGAAUCCGGCAAUCAAGAAGAGUGCCUGGACGGAAGAUGAAGAGCGCACCAUCCUCGAGUAUCAUCGACUCUGGGGCAACCAGUGGGCCAAGAUCGCCAAGCUUCUGCCUGGACGGACUGACAAUGCCAUCAAAAACCACUGGAAUUCGACGCUCAAGAAGCGCGUCGAGCUGCAAGGGCCCAGCCGCAAGAGGGACUCUACAUCUAAGCAGCGACCGGUGCUGGAGCGGCGUUCAAAGCCUCUAAGCAUUGCUGUGAAGCAGGAGCCUACAGAGUGCAACCAGGAGUAUGGGCUUCCUGCCAAAUGUGUGUCUUACCACAUGACAUCUGCUUCUGCUUCGGUCGUCAUGCCCGCUGCCGAGACUCUGUGGCAGCCCGAAGAGUUUGCUGCCGUGCUGACCACGUCGGGCGCAGAUGUGAAGCCGAUCAAAAUAGAAGGAGAAACAUCGCACCGAACCAAGUGUGACAAUGGCAGUGGCUCGGAAUACAUCGACAUCAAUGACCUCCUUUCGCCACUCAAGGACAUCAACGUUGAGGAGCUAGAGACUGCAACAGCAGCGCGCAGCCCUAGUAGCUCGUUUGGGCAGCUCACUGCAUUGGACCUGGUUGAAGGCACCUGCGUCACGCCUCAUGUUACGCCCGUCAAGUUUGCCACUUUAGAUGGCGUGCUACAGCUAAAGGAUGUCUCCAACGUGGAGGUUGAUAGGGUCUCCUCAACAUCACAUAGCAGCAGCUCUCGCCUUGUCACACCACCGAUUUUACGACGAGGAAAGCGAAGGCGACUGCGGUCUGCUCAGUCGCAAGACUCGGACUACAGUCACUUGGAAGCGGACAGCACCACAUAUGAAGAAGCUGGACUCUGCGACGAAUCAGUUGAAGGUGUCUACCCACCUGGAGAACCUGGAAAACCUGCAGAAGUCUGGGUACCCUUCUGGGAAAGUCAUGGAAAAGUUUCCCUGCGACCAGUGUCUGAGGAGCCUGGUUUCCGUCCAGCUCUGCGCGAAGCCCCCGGGACACGUUGGCGUCCUGACUUGGUGACACCUCGCAAGCCGCUGCCCUUUUCACCAUCUCAGUUUCUGAACCAGCCCCACAUGGGCCCACUGGAAGGCAUGCAGCGGACAUCGACCCCCAUGCGUGCUGGCGACGCACCACACCCUUCUCUUUUACAGAUGAUGCCACAGUCACCAGCCGCAGCUACCAGCAAUGAGCCCCUCAACACGCCCCUGGUGAAGAAGCAAGAGAAUGGACCCCGCACCCCGACACCUUUUAAGAACGCUCUGGCGGAGUUAGAGAAGAGGGGGGGACGCAUUGGCCGCCUGCCGGACACGCCAAAUCUGAACCUGGAUGACCUUGGUGACCUGUUGGGGAAUGUGGCACAGCCAGCCUCCACUGCCGAGAUUCCCAAGAGGCGUGCCAACAAAGAGAACCUCUCACCAUCCAAGCGGGUUCGCAAAGCCCUCCACGAGACCUGGUCCACUCCCGGUGAUAUUGCUGUACCUGGGCUCACCUCCACAGGGUUUGCACCGCUGGAACAGGAGGUGUUCAUCCUCCCUGAGACACCUAGCAAGAGCCUGCUGGGUGGCGACUCGUCGGUGCUCUUCUCGCCCCCGUCCAUCAUCCGGGAGGCCCUGGCCGACGUGCCCCUUCCAAACCCACACUCUUUGUCUACUCGGCCCAAGCCCAAGCCGGUCCAGCACGAUCUGCUCACCUUUCGCAUCCAGCACACGGAAAGCACGCCUUCGUCUCGGAGGCUCCGCCAGUUGGACAAGUUCAGUGCCCUGGUGUGCGGAAAGACGCGGGACCAGUUGGAGCUGACGCAGCAGGCCCGCCAGUGGAUGAUGAGCAGCCUCAAGCCACGCUCACUGAACCUCUGAACGCGUCGUGCACAAUCCCUUCCUCAGCGGUACUUUCUGCUGGAGUGACGCACCCGCUCUUCUAUCCCCAGCACCACCCACAGAAUUACGGUCACAAUCAGGACCCCUUUGGAGGCGUCCAACACUACUUUUAGCACUCUGUCUGAGGAAUUUUAUAUUGCGUCACAAACCGCCUGGCAUGGCAGCCUGCAUGCUACCCUUUUAUGGCAGCCUGCAUGCUACCCUUUUAUGGCAUUUUAGUCUUUUAUGAAGUUAUGGCAUUUUAGUCUUUUAUGAAGAAGCAGGAUUUUAUUUGUACCCAUGCACCACUGCUCUUUGUUUUUACAUACACGAUUAUAGCACUGACCAUGGCAAGCUGUUAAUUAAGGACAAUCCUUCUUGAUGGAUUUUUUUGGAGCUCCUUUUUAUGCAUGGAUACAGGACUUGUCCCAUCCUAUGAAACUUAUUAGCAUUCGUCUUGGCUUUAGAUCACAGGAAUGUUAAUUAUUUUGUAAACUCUGUUGACAUUCCUUCGGGUUUAUUGUUUGUGUCACCUCAAUGACUAGACCUCGCCCUGUUUGCACAUAGCCCAUUUGCACAAUAGUUUAUUGGAACCCACAUUAGAACUUUAUUGAACAUUUGUUAACAGGGAGGAAAUGACGUUUUAACAAGUGGACUCGUCUUCUUCAAGGCUUUUGUGCUUUAAUGAAUCUGCUCUCCCAUGUGGGUGACAUCAGCAGAGGCACUUCCAGCCGGAGUGACACACCCGCUUUUCUAUAUUUUUGUCUUGCGGUCACAAGUUAGUGGCGUCUUACACUGCUAUUGCAACUUUUAUGAAGACAAGUCCAAUUGACACCUUUUGUUGACGAAUUUUUCAUCCCACGCUUUCAUUUUCCUCCGAGUUCUGCCCCCCCCCCCCCUCCAACCUAUUUUUAUUUUUUCAUUACAGCAUAGUGGCAUCUGAUGGGGAAAUGGCUUUGUUAAAUGUAUAACUUCAUUGUAAAUUUAUUUUACUUACCCUCUGUAUGAAUAGCGACAUAAUUGCUCAUUUACUUUGUCAUAAUCGAAAAUUUGUUGUGUUGAGGUUUGACUAACACACCAAGCCCUCAGUCCAACUGAGGCACCAGAGAAGUGCUGCUCCAGAAUUUGUCAACUUUGAAUUGCACCUUUUUUGCUCAUGAAAGUUUGUCACUGCAUGUGUCACAACUUUCUUUUGAUAGCAGCACCAAUGUUUUAUUCUCAUUAAGGAUGAUUUUCAGCAAAGCUCAGCCACGUAGAUACAGCUGUGAGCUGUUAAGUUGUUUUAACCAUGCAUGGACAUUUUUAUACCCGGUCACACUGGCAGGUUCAGUGUCAUUUUAAGCAAGUGCACUUAUGCUCCCAGAAUAGCACGCGACAGGGAAGUGCACUUUGGAAGGGAUGGCUCAAGUAGCAAAACAGAUAUUUGUUAUUUCAGGCAGUAAUGAAGUUUUACUGCUAACGUAAACUUAAAAUACAAGCCUGGCAGCUGUGGCAUUGCACAGCUGGAAACUGCUCAAUAAUAGUAGUAUACCAUGCUCUGAUGCACAAGAAUGUUCUAAAUAAUGAAAACAAUACUGAAAAAUUCAAUGAACUGUGCUUCGGAUAAUGAUUCCCGAGCAACUUCUUUGACCAAGGCUGGGUUAAGUCAGGGACAUGUCUUGAAUUUCCGAAAAACCAGGCAAAGUUAUGGAAACUGUUUGCGGUCUGUGUGAUCAUUGUGAAAAUAAUCACUACCAUUGGUCAAAGCUUGAGAAGUUGCCAUGGUCUGAGCUUGGCUUGAAAGCCUUCUGGUUAGGCUGUAAGUGCCAUCAGUUGAGGCUUGUUGGGCCAUGCCAAGCUUAUUCAUUGGCGAUGCUAUGGUAAGCAUCCUCAGCUACACAACUAUUGCUGAUCAUUUGCAUUUUAAGGGUAGCACGGAGUAACUACAGUGAAAAGUACAAUUUCAGUUUUUUGAGGUGGUGUUAUUGAAUUUGCGAUCACUCUUAAGCAUUGUGUCCAUAAAAGAGUAUGUAAAUGAAAGGAGCACGCCGGCAUGUACGGAAUCAAGGAAGAUGUUGCCUCCUCGUACAGCCAUGCUACUGCUCUACCGAUUGUUGCGACCUGACAAAUUCCUUCUCUGUGCCGCCGCAAGUUCGUCAGCACUUUGAAUGCAACCUUUCAUUACAAGUGCCAAAAAACUUACAUUGCGCCCCUAGUGUCAGAGCCCAGAGAAAUACUAAAAGGCAAACGUGUGUGCCCAUAGUGUAAAAAAAAGGGGGGGGGAUGUCUCGCAGUACGACUUCCGUUUCUUGGACAUCCUUAGGCGUUGUGUGGGCAGAGUGCACAGAAUUGGAAGUGUGCUUAUUCUUUUUUUUUUACUGAAACAUAUAGUAUUUUUGAAGAGCGUAACGUAGCCGGGGACAUAAAUCAGAAGUAAAAUAAAUAUUAUAAUCUGGGUCCAAUAAGAUCCAAUUCAAUUCGCAUUCUUAGCUGCCUGGGCGUAGCCAUAUGGCCAUUCUUGCGAACUAGCCGCAAAGAAGUGUUCAUUUACCUCUGAUUGGGUCAAUGCAGAAAUAGCCGAGUACGCGUUAUGGAUUGGAGCAGUGCUGAACAACACAAGUAAGGCUCAGUGCGCAGCAUACCACUAGACUUUCUUGCUCAUCAUCACUGUUCUCUCUGGUCGCACUGUGAACUUAGCUGCUGUGAGCUUGUCGCAAAGUUCUUCCCACACAUACGUCUGUUUGUUUUUUACUGCUGGACCCAACUUACCAUGUUCUGUGACUGCAACGAGUGAAGUGAAUGUGUACUUACCAGCUGUGCCGAGCACAAGUGCUGAAAGUGUGCCUGCUAAGCCGGUGGCCAUAGUGCCUGAUGGGAAUGUAUCUUAAAAUGGUCUUCUAGUCAAGAAAUGUGUCACAAAAGCAGAAAUUGUUUGGUUCGUGAACACUGUAGCGACAUAUGCAUUUUUUUUUUCACCGAUCAAGGGAUCAUUUGCAAAUGUGCAGAGCUUUCCAAGUGGAUGUACCAGUCAUGGCAUUCACUUUAAAUCAUCAUGGAAAACCUUGAAAAGUCAGAAAAUUUAAAAAUAUUCAAUUAGUUUCGUAAAUACACUUGCUGACGAGUGCGCUUUUCUGCGAGUGUCACUACGUGUCCCUGUGUGACAGCAAACGAAUGGCACUAUUGGGGAAGUGCACUCCCUUAAAGUGCACUUAAGUUGCCAUGUGUGACAGGGGCACUGAUGCUGAUGCAUACGCAAUUGCCACUGUGGAGCUUGCAUUUCUCUAGGUGCAAUGCUGUCCUCAUUUGUACAAGUGUUCCUUGACCGACCAGUUUUAGUAAUAUGCAACUACCUCCACUGCUCCAACAAACUUUUUUUGUUGCACACCUGUUUUUCUCUGGACAUUUACAUCAGUUUUUUUUUUUCAUGCAAUCACUCCAUAAGCAGACGCAUCAUAUUGGGAUUGUUAACCAAGUACCUAUUCUCAGGAUUUAACAGAGUUGAUGAAAACUUUUUAGUUGUAGGCAGCAAUUGGAAGAUGCACCACGAUGCUCCAUUUCGGGAACAGUUGUUUAGUCUUUGUCCUGUAAAUAUUGUCUGUCAGGUUCUUUCCUUUUUUGUAAUUAUUGUUUGCACAAAGAAGUGCACAAGAGCACAUAUGCUUUGAAUCAACCAGAUUCAAUUAUUUGUGAUUCCCGUACAGAACAAAUUUCAUGGCCUCAAAUAUAUGUGCCCCUUAUGGAUCGUUUGGCUUCCUCAGCACAUGGAGAGAUAAAUGCCCUCAUAGUUUUCAAAACACUUAUUCGUAUCAUUAGUUAUGAGAGGCUUUAGAAAACAAGGUGGCACAGUAUACCAUAGCACGGUCAUUAUGCAUUAUUCUUGUAUUCUAGCUUGGUGAAAGGUUCAUUUUGCACUUGUCUCAUUAUGUGUUCUCACGCCAUUUUAUUUGAGUCUCAAUUCUUUAUACGGGCUGGAGUUUUGCAAAGAACUUUGCCUCUGUGCGCUACAAUAUCAAAGGUUAGUGUAUGUUAUCUUAUUGGCCAAGACCGUUUGGGAAACUGGCAGUGGUGGCCUGUGGUGUGAUCUGGUAUUACAAAAGUUUUAACCUGCUAUGAAGUGCAGUAUGUAGUUACUAUUUAGCCCUUCUGAGUUUCAAUUGCAACAGUUCUAUUCAGCAUUAAGCUAUCGUCAAUUGCUCUCCCGAUCGCCACUUCAUAAAUAAAUAAAAACCUGAACGCACGGAGCUUUAGUUUUUAGAUGGUGUGUAGAUUUUAUGACAUGCAUUGUGAUUUACUUUUGCACUUUAGGAAAUUGCAAAUGUGCAGCAUUUUGCUGCCCUGAAGAAAUGCAAGGUUAGUGCAAAGGAGAGAGGAUAUAUGCUGAACUGCAAUGCACUGCUUGUUUGAGCAGCAUGGUUUGAGCAUGUGCCACCAGCAGAUUAGAACUUCUUUGUUUCUUCUGUAUCAGGAUGAAAGUAACAAUGUUCACAUGUGCCACUGUAAUAUUUUUUUCCUGCAUUUAAUUAGAGCAUUUAUUACCUGUCUACCAACAUGCUUGCAGUCGUAGAUGUUGUUACCUUAAUCUGUCAUCAUUUAGUUUAGCAACUGUGAGAGUUCACUGCCAGGCAGCGACCAAUGCAGUGUUUUGGGUAAAGCCAUUAAAAGAGCUUGCUAGGAUAUGCGCCAAAGAAACAUUUGUCCUGGUGUUGGCAGCAGUGCUAUUAUAACUAAUAAUUGUAUAAUUAUUAAUUUUAUUCUGUACAUAAGAGGCCUUUCAUUGCUAUUGGUUAGAGAUAUAUCAGGGAGCAUGAAAAUAUAUGGUAGAGUAGUUUAUACAAUAUUUUCAUGUGUCACUUACCUACAGUAUGCUUUUGCUUACGAAAAUAAAAGAAGUUAAAAAAUGCUUA
Molecule: messenger RNA, 7529 nt
Organism: Rhipicephalus microplus (southern cattle tick)
Lineage: Eukaryota; Metazoa; Arthropoda; Arachnida; Ixodida; Ixodidae
Product: myb-related protein B
Biological process (GO): positive regulation of transcription by RNA polymerase II; mitotic cell cycle
Cellular component (GO): nucleus
Molecular function (GO): DNA-binding transcription factor activity, RNA polymerase II-specific; RNA polymerase II cis-regulatory region sequence-specific DNA binding
Source: RefSeq, a predicted model, not a curated record